CAUACUUCACUGCAGCUUCUCUCUCACUUGUGUCUCCGUCAGUCCUGAUUCUGAUGACGCUGCAGCUCCGCUGCCACUGCAAGGGCAGCAGCGGGACCCCGACAACCCUGCUCGUAAAGUUCCGCGGCAGCCAUGGCGGAACGCCGUCGCGAAGCUCCCAGCAACCCCAACAGCGCCGACUCAACACCUGCACUGCCCGCGCUGGGCUUCGAAAACAGCUCUCCCUCAUUCGGCAUCUCCUACGAUCAUUCGCCUUCUGCCUCACCGUACGCGCGCACCGGAUACUCACGAGUGGGCAACGAUGCGACCGACCGGCAUGCCCCAUCCACAAUUGCGGAGGAAGCUGAAGGAGACAUCGCCGGCACCUUUCAGGGCCAAGCGAGCGGCGGACUGGGUAUAGCAGCACCUGGCGACUCUCCCACUCUGGGCAGUAAAACAGCAAUACCACCCCACCUCCGCAAAUCAGGAAGCGCUGCUGCCCUAUGGAGCCCGGGCGUUACAGUGUCUCCGCCAGACACGAGUGACCCUUUCCUGGGUAGAUUUCCUCACGACUCAGCAGAGGCUACACCUGAUCUGGCUCGCGAGCGCUUCAGUCCGUAUACAGGAACCUACGAGGAGUUUCAACGCACCGUACCAGAAUACACGCGGGCCCGUGCCAGCACCGCCGAUUUUCAGCAGUAUCUCCACGCGUCAGACACUCAACCAUUGCGCGGCGCGCCCUCCAUUAAGUCGGCAUUCGAGAAUAAUGCUUUUCAUCCAGGCCACGAGUGUCAGACACGCAGAGAUUUCUAUCAUUCCCGAUUCUCUUGGCUGAAUGGCACGAUCAUAUUCAUAUGCAUACUUUCCACGGUAUUGUCGGGGAUUUACCUGGGUCUGGCGUUAAGUGCUCCUCGAUAUGGACGCUACAUCAGCACGAGUGCUGGAGCCAAGAUGCGACCUGCCACUGCAAUCCUCUGGACUUCGAUUAUUGCAAAGGUGAUCGAGCUCUCCUUUGUCACAGGAUUCGUGUCCUUUCUUGGACAAGUGCUGAGUAGGAGAGCAUUCAGCCGGAGUGGAGGUGUGACCCUUUCGGAACUGAGUAUGUGGCGAUGGGUUGUUCAACCCGGCACCCUUAUCACACAUUGGGAGACUGCCAAGUACGCUGGUCUGUCCUUCCUGGGCAUGUUGAGUCUGCUGAGCGCGAUUCUGGCUACGCUGUAUGCGCCUGCGGCAACCGCUUUAGUCCAGCCGAUGCUGAGAGAUGGAAACCUAGAAACAAGGCUUUUGGCUGGAAGCGUCAAGACUGACUUUGCGAACAUUCUAUACAUCCAGAAAAUGUGUCAGUCUCCGAUCACCACGGACCCAGAGUACUCAGGGACAACUUGUACACAGAUCGAACAUGCUGGCCAGGGGUUCUAUAAUUAUCACAAGUACCUUGCUGACUGGACACACGAGGCCAACACCGGUAAUAGCUCCUCUGAUCAGAAGAAACGCCCGCUAGGAUUUGGGCUUUUGUACGAGAAUACUACAGUCACCGCAGACUGGAUCGACAUCAUCAACACCACCGAGGUAUCCAAACAAUACAAGCGCGCCAUUAACAACGUUUCCCUUGCUAUGCCUCACGCUGGCGUAUUUGCAGCAGCACGCGACCAGGGGAAUGGGAUACUCCAGCCAGAAGAGCUAGAUUCGGAAGGCACCUACACACUUGAGGCUUCUGUCCCGUCACCAGUUAUGAAAGUCUUAUGUGUAAACAUGAACAAGGCUGAGCUUGCGCCUCUGGUCUACACCGAAUGGCCGAACGACGAGAUCGUCAAUGCCACAAGUUGGCAGAAAACAAAUCUGAUGGCCAACGCAACUACUACCAACAAGACAGUCGUGGACGAUAUCUUUGGCUGGACGAAACUAGACAAUGUGACGAUGCUCGAUUACCCUCCUGUCUUCGCCAAAUUCCCAAGACACUUUAACACUAUUCUCAACCACACAAGCUAUGCUUGGGGUCGAUCUGCCAUUUAUGUGAUGGGCCAAGGAGGAGAUGGUAUAUCGGGCCCUAACAUGACUGACGUCUAUUCAGUUUGCAAGAUCGAUGUCGACAUCACGCCAUAUUGUAGCACCCGGUACGAGGCAGGUGGUUCCGGUGGAAAAUUGAAAGCGAUUUGUGGAGAUCCGAUAGAUGAUACCGUUGGCAAAAUGGCGUACAUCAACAGCCAGACGAAUGCUACAGUGAGGCGAGGUCUCGCUAACUGGCGAGACGUUGGUACCGAUUGGUCGAACAGUCUAUCGCUCGGUACUGGCCUCAGUGACGGCGAAGCCAGCAACUCACGACUACUUAUGCAGCUACAGCUGGUGCCGGAGGGUGGUAGGGAUGCCGAUCCGGACAACCUAAACGUCGACCUCAAUCCAUUGCUUCCAAGUAUGAGCGAAGCUCUUGCAGUUCUAUCGGGGUGCACGUUGCUUAAGAGCUUCAUCGAUGCGCCUUUCGUCCCUUUCUGGAACUACACCAAGCCCAUGCUUAGUGACCCGCAAACGCAGUACUUCAAUGCAACGAUUAGAGCACAGCAGUACGCUUCUGGUGGAGUGGACAACCCUUCUAAAGCCUGGAUGAUCAUUCUCUUUCUGGUGUUCAUUAUGAACAUAUUCGUUCUCGUCUAUUUCAUGAUGCAUCGCGGUCUCGUUACCGACUUUUCCGAACCACCCAAUCUCUUUGCGUUGGCUGUCAACAGUCCACCCAGUCAAGCUCUUGCAGGGAGUUGUGGCGGAGGGCCUGAGGGCAAACAAUACAUGGUCAACUGGUUCGUUAAUCACGAGGGCGAGCACCUGUAUAUGGAGCCAGGCGAAAAGACGGCUCUUCUUGCAGGACACGAGCACUCGCACUCGCACGCCCACAAUCAUGGUCACGGUACUGCACAUCAAACGGACCCACAACGAACCGGGUUCUUCUCGGGGAUCACAGCCGCGUUUGGUGGUAUGCGGUUACCUUUCAGCUCUAAGACCAAGGCUCCUACAAAGGUCAGCCAGCCUGCUGGUACUGAGCGACUCCGGCCUCUGAGUGCCGUGGAGAGCGUGCACUCUAGACUUGCGCCCUCGGAGUAUGAGAUGGAGGACGGCGAGACGAGGACAGAACGACAAUAUGCAAAAUUGUCGAAACGGAGGAGCAGGCUCUGAGACCUGAAAGACAAAUGAAUCGGACUUAUUGCGAAACCACCCUUUUUGGUGUGCCAUUGAGCUUUUGCAUGUCUCGUCUACGAGGGAUUUCGAGAUCGUUGCCUCAAGGCCUUUUCCGCGAACUCUUCGCGCAUUGCUUCACUGUCCUUGGCGCACCGAGACACCCUGCCGUAGCUCAACUCGAUGAAACCCUUAAAAACCGCAGGAUCCUA
This is a messenger RNA of Boeremia exigua, 3353 nucleotides long. RefSeq lists its product as uncharacterized. The record is from RefSeq and is a predicted model, not a curated record. The transcript has 3 exons. Bases 133 to 3141 code for a protein of 1002 amino acids. NCBI's taxonomy places the organism in Eukaryota, Fungi, Ascomycota, Dothideomycetes, Pleosporales, Didymellaceae.